UCGCACCUGACAGUGGCGAAUACAAGUGUGUUGCCACGAACUCGAAGGGUACUGCUGAAACGAUUGGAAAGAUCGUGGUAGAAUCGCUUACGCAAGUUGACGCCCCACAAGUCGUCCAACCGCUCGUUGAGAAAAUCGAUAACACUCUGGAAGGCGAUUCUAUCCAUCUGGAAUGUCGCGUUACUCCCAUCAACGAUCCUCAACUCAAGGUGCAAUGGUGCCGCAAUGGUGCACCCUUACCCGAGGCCAGCAGGUUCAAGCCCACGUUCGAAUUCGGUUUCUGUUCCUUGGAUAUCCUCUAUGCUUAUCCGGAAGACAACGGUGUGUACGAGCUCGUCGUCACCAACGACAAAGGCGAAGCCCGUACCAAGUCCCAGAUUACGGUUCUACCUCGACCAGCACUCGAUUACUCAUCUCAAACUCACCGCAGCGCUCUAGACAACCUCGAGUCGCACUUCCGACAGUACUCAACUAUGGGUAUCGAACUCACUCCUGGCGACAUGUAUGAUGAAGCUAAGAAAGAAGCACCAGUGUUCAAGGCACCACUGCAGAACAUUGGUGUGGCUGAAGGAGAAUUCUGCCGAUUUGAGACUCAACUUGCUCCGAUUAAUGAUCCAUACAUGAAGAUUGAGUGGUUCAAGGACAAGAAACCUGUACUACUUGGUAAGUACCAACUAAGAUCCUUGUGA
Cooperia oncophora is the source of this 689-nucleotide messenger RNA. Lineage: Eukaryota; Metazoa; Nematoda; Chromadorea; Rhabditida; Trichostrongylidae. The record is from the annotation of a GenBank genome assembly.